Molecule: messenger RNA, 2253 nt
Organism: Microbotryum saponariae
Lineage: Eukaryota; Fungi; Basidiomycota; Microbotryomycetes; Microbotryales; Microbotryaceae
Source: the annotation of a GenBank genome assembly
AUGGCCAAGACGGAGACUCCCCAAGCCGAGAUCACAAUCCGAUGUUGUUCCGAGAUCGUGCGCCGCUUGCUCGAAGCUCAUCAUUCCGGUAAGCCAUGCACAACCUCACUCCACUUCGCACCCAAUCCGGCCACUGACACUCCUUUCUGAUUCUCCAGGUGAAUCCAUCAACCUCAACGCGCUCAAAGCGUCCGUCUCCAAGAAACACGGCAGCAAGAUCGUACCCCGUCUAGUCGACAUCAUCGCCGCUGUCCCCCAUGAAGUCAAGGAGAUCCUUCUCCCCAAACUCAGGGCCAAGCCGGUCCGAACGGCGUCGGGGAUCGCUGUCGUGGCGGUGAUGAGUAAACCGCAUCGGUGUCCGCAUAUUGCGAUGACGGGCAAUAUUUGCGUGUGAGUAUACGGUGGAGGCUAGUAUUGGAUAAAAGGGUGGGAACUGACCCCGUCUCCUUCCCCGAGACAGCUACUGCCCCGGGGGACCCGAUUCCGAUUUCGAGUACUCGACCCAGUCCUAUACCGUGAGUCGGCACCGCAUUAAGCAAGGAGCAUACGCCAAGUGCUUAUAUGACGAAAAGCUCGACUCACAGGGCUACGAGCCCACCUCGAUGCGAGCGAUCCGAGCGAGGUACGACCCUUACGAGCAAUCCAAAGGUCGGGUCGAGCAGCUGAGAGGGUUGGGGCAUAGUGUCGACAAGGUAGGCCAUCUUCCGGUACGAACCGAGAAAGACUCGGACUGAACCCACGUCGAAUUUUGGCUUGCAGGUCGAGUUCAUCAUUAUGGGGGGCACGUUCAUGUCCUUGCCCGAAUCGUAUCGGUCCGGAUUCGUCACGUCGUUGCACAACUCGUUGUCGGGCUAUACGGGCAACGAUAUCGACGAGGCCGUGACGUGAGUGUCGUCGACGGGCUCGGAUGAGAACGUCGGUAGCUAGCUUACUCAACACCUCUAAUGACUCACAGCUAUGCUGAGCAAGCUCAGACAAAGUGCAUUGGGAUCACGAUCGAGACCCGACCUGACUAUUGCCUCAAGCCUCAUUUGUCGUGAGUGCGAGCAAGAUCGGCUUUCUCUUCCGAACUGUUCCUGAACAGUUAUUUCCAUCCAGCUCUAUGCUUCGCUACGGCUGCACGCGUCUCGAGAUCGGUGUACAGUCCGUCUACGAGGACGUAGCGCGCGACACGAACCGAGGGCACACCGUCCGCGCGACGUGCGAAUCGUUCCACAUGGCCAAAGACGCCGGUUUCAAAGUCGUCUCCCAUAUGAUGCCCGACCUCCCCAACGUCGGUGUCGAGCGGGACAUGGAACAAUUCCAAGAGUACUUUGAGAACCCCGAGUUUCGGUCCGAUGGGUUGAAGAUUUAUCCCACGCUUGUGAUUCGAGGAACGGGCUUGUACGAGUUGUGGCGUACGGGAAGGUACAAGAAUUAUUCGCCCAAUGCUCUGGUCGAUAUCGUCGCGAGGAUAUUGGCGUUGAUCCCACCGUGGACGAGGAUCUAUCGCGUUCAAAGGGACAUCCCGAUGCCACUCGUUUCUUCGGGCGUAGAGAACGGCAACUUGAGGGAGUUGGCUUUACAGAGGAUGAGGGAUUUCGGCCUCAAAUGUCGGGAUGUACGUCAUCGAGAAGUCGGUUUACAUGAAUUGCAUAUGAAGGUGCGGCCGGACGAGUUGGAGUUGAUCAGGAGGGAUUAUUGGGCCAAUGGCGGGUGGGAGACGUUCUUGAGCUAUGAGGAUCCGCAGAGGGAUAUUUUGGUCGGGUUGUUGAGGUUGAGAAAGUGUAGUAAGGAGGGGACGUUUAGGGAAGAGUUGAUCAGGGAUGGGCAGAGCUCGAUCGUUAGGGAGUUGCAUGGUGCGUUUGAUUCCUCCUCCUUCUUGCAUUGCCUCGUGCUUCCAACUGACGACCCCACCAUAUUCUACCAACAGUCUACGGCACCGCAGUCCCGAUGCACGCUCGAGACCCAACGUUGUUCCAACACCAAGGCAUCGGGACCCUAUUGAUGGAAGAAGCUGAGCGUAUCGCCAGGGAGGAACAUGGAUCAAGGAAGUUGGCUGUGAUUUCCGGCAUUGGGGUUAGGAAUUAUUAUCAGAGGUUGGGGUAUGCGUUGGAGGGACCUUAUAUGACGUGAGUGCUACUGAGAAAUUGAGGACGAGGGAUUGUGCUGAGUGCUGAGUUUUUGGGUGGAUUUCGCGGCGGAUACAGGAAAAUGCUCGAUUAUGAGGAGGAGGAAGGGGAGCAGGAGGAUGAGCGUGACGACAUGUUCUGA